Messenger RNA from Linum trigynum, 1605 nucleotides. The record is from the annotation of a GenBank genome assembly. NCBI's taxonomy places the organism in Eukaryota, Viridiplantae, Streptophyta, Magnoliopsida, Malpighiales, Linaceae.
UCCACAUCCACUUGGCCUUUGUUUCCCCUCAUCUUAUUUGGUCCCCCAGGCCAAAAUCAAAUCUCUUUUGUACUUGCGUUGUUCACCCCCAGCCUCUCGAUCGACCAUAUAUCCUUUUCCUUGUCUGUACAAUCGGAGAUGGCUUCAAACCCUGUUUGGGUCGCCGCCGCGUUGAUGGUAGUAGCGGGAUUAUCGUCGUUUGCGGCCGGGGAAAAAGCGGUGCCGUGCUAUUUCAUAUUCGGAGACUCCUUGGCCGACAAUGGGAACAACAACUGGCUCCAAACCGUUGCCAAAGUCGACUACUCGCCUUACGGAGUUGAUUUCCGCCGCGGCGCCACCGGACGGUUCACCAACGGCCGGAACAUCGUCGAUUUCUUCGCCGAAUACUUGGGCUUUGAGAACUACAUUCCCCCAUUUGCAACCGCCACCAUCAUCGACACUCUGUCGGGGGUGAACUAUGCGUCGGGCUCCGCCGGGAUCCUCGACGAAACUGGGGCGCAACUGGGCCAGCGAAUUCCCUUGGACGUACAGUUGGACAACCACCUAAUCUCCGUUUCCCGACUCGCCCUUCUCCUCGGCGCCGGCGGCGCCUACACCCGCUUGGGCAAGUGCUUAUACACCCUCGGACUCGGCAACAACGAUUUCCUCAACAAUUACUUCCGCCCCGAGUUUUAUCCCUCCAGCCGCAUUUACACCGUCGAACAGUUCGCCGUCGUUCUGGCCAACCGAUACAAGGAGCAGCUCCAGAGGUUAUACGUUGCCGGAGCGAGGAAAAUCGGCGUCUUUGCAUUGGGCCAGAUUGGAUGCGCUCCUUUCGCGAUCCGUCGGUACGGUACCAACGGGUCGGCUUCUGGCUGCGCGGAGGCUCUAAACGACGCCGCGGUGCUCUUCAACGUCCAGCUGAAAUCGGCGAUUGAUCAGCUACAAGCGACUCUACCGGGUGCCCAGUUCGUUUACAUCGGGUCCGGGUCAGACAUGUUAAUGACGGUCCGACGGAAAGAUCCGACGACAACACUCUCCGGUCUCAAGGCGCUGGAGGUGUUGGAUUCCCCUUGCUGCACCGUGGAGGCGGAAAGCGGACAGUGCGUCCCUGACCAACCAUCUUGUCCCGACAGGUCGAGGUAUGUUUUCUGGGACUGGUUCCAUCCGACAGAGGCUCUGAAUUCGUUGACGGCGGCCGCGGCGUUCGAGGCGGUGCGACCAAUAGUCGCUCACUCAUCAUCAGUUGGGGAAAGUAGUAUGAUCCGCUUGGCGGCUGCGGUUCAAGCGUCGUGAAAUGAUGCGUAUGGUCAAGAACAUGAGUUAUUAAGAAUAAAAGCUUGUUCUCUAAUCCUAUGAGGACAAUUUAUUUCUUUUUCUUCCUCAGUUCUUCUCUUGAUAUUUUGUGAUCGUUGAAGAUACCAGAAUGUAUGAAUGCAAUUAAACCAUUGGCAUGAGUCCAAUGGAUUGAUACCUUCAACAUACCAAGGGUUUCCAUUUUGGAGCCAAAUUAUCACUUAUUACGGAUAUGAGUUGAUAUCUUGUACUGUUUGGAGUUCAGUUGUUGGGAAAAAAGCUUGCACGUACAAUUAUUAUUUGUGUUUAAAAUAAGAGAUUUGUUAUGUG